CAAACCGGCUAUCCAAACUACCGCUAUACUCGCUCUAGAGAACACCCCAAAGCAACAACCGUUUCAAUCAUCCAUUCUACACAACGUACACAGUUCACUUCCAGCACAAUGACCGGAACAAGCGCUGCUCAUGCCGAAAAAGAGGAAAUUGUCAACGUAAUUCGCCUCACAAACUUGAAUGGAGUGCCUGCCGACCACCAGGAAGAUACCCGAAUGGUGCGGGAAACUUUCUUAUUCACCACCGAACCAGGUCAGAAGAUUGAGCCCGGCACCAAGCUCACGAUCAAGUCGAUCAUAGAGCCAGCCGUCGCAGCCAUUUCAACCUCCUCUCCACAAGAUAGCAGUAAGUCGCAACUUGUCGAAGAGCGCCAGUCAUCAAUUUCCCCACCACCAACAUCCUGCAAUUUGUCUGCCGCCUCAAUGAAGUCAGAUAGUCCACACAAAGCUGGUGAAAAGGAGCAGCUGAGUGAUGUACAUGAGAGCGAGGGUAGCCCUUAUAUGUCUGCUGCCGCAAGUGUAGAUGGCCUCAGCUCCAACAUUCCGGAGCGAGCCCAAGUAAAGUUCCGACGCCGUUCAUGGGCAAAUAUGUACUCAUGGGCGAAUAUGUACUGGGAAGAUCGAUCUAGUGACAAUUCACAUGAAGCACCCCCUGAGAAGAAAGCUCCCAGUGGACCAAGUGUUAUUGUGAACCAGCCACUUGACGACAUCUUCGUAACCAUGCGACAGGAGCGUCUAGCCCUGAAUACAGGCCCACGGUUCGACUUCUUCAUCGGCGACGUCAAGAUUGAAGGUCUAGCCAAACGCUUCGCCAUGGCAGCCUCCCCUAUGCUCAACCGGUACUUCACGAAGAACCCCAAAUCCUGCGAGUUCCAUACUCCCGUAGGAAAAAACCUCGAUCCAACCGCUGUCCGCACUCUUCUCCAGACCUGGCCCCAAAAGAAUGCGACUAUGUUCGAUGCGAGGGAAGUCGACGCGUCUGGUUGGCAGACAGACGUACCUGUCCUGGCCGCGGCGUUCUAUCUAGGCAUGAACCGAUACUGCCAGGGUAUGCACGACACUUACAAGGACUGGAUCAAGAGCAACAUCUCAGAUUAUGACUUCAUCUGCUUCGUUGAGGCCCAUCGUGUUUCAGGCAAAGAUCCGCUCUGGACAGGCAUAGUCAACAGCAUGUGUAGCCUGCGCCACAAGAAGUUGAUUCCCGAUCCAGAGUACUUUGAUGCUUUCUUGAAGGAACACGUAGAUCUUGCAGAGGCUAUGGAGCGUACUGAUGCGUUCCGGAAGGGAGAGAUCCAGGUCCACCGGGCGCGUAAUCAACGUCUGAAAUCCGCACGGAGCGAGCAAGGAAAGGCCAAGGAUGAGUCCGCCGUGGCUGACACGAACAAGAACAAGACGCAGACCGGUUCAGAGAAGGAGGCCGUAAAUUCGUAA
Periconia digitata is the source of this 1428-nucleotide messenger RNA. NCBI's taxonomy places the organism in Eukaryota, Fungi, Ascomycota, Dothideomycetes, Pleosporales, Periconiaceae. The record is from the annotation of a GenBank genome assembly.